Messenger RNA from Poecilia reticulata (guppy), 3218 nucleotides. RefSeq names its product SEC23 interacting protein (gene sec23ip). Gene Ontology annotation, molecular function: glycerophospholipase activity; metal ion binding; protein binding. Gene Ontology annotation, cellular component: cytoplasm; COPII-coated ER to Golgi transport vesicle. NCBI's taxonomy places the organism in Eukaryota, Metazoa, Chordata, Actinopteri, Cyprinodontiformes, Poeciliidae. The record is from RefSeq and is a predicted model, not a curated record.
AAAACAAAAAAGCUCCCUUUGGACAGCUGACCCCGUUCCGCCGGCGGCCUCCUCCGGUUCUUGCUACGUGUAAUUCUGGGGGAAAAAUGGCAGAUAGAAAAAAUAACAAUGUUCCCAACAGCAGUGCCAAUUUAUUGUUCAGCGGCGCCCCGGAGUUUAACUUCAACCUGCCGUUCAUGCCGGUGAGCCAGGCCACCGGGCCGGCGGUGCUGUCAGGAGAAGAAGAUUCCACUGAUGUUGGAGAAGAAGACAGCUUCCUUGGUCAGACCUCUGGCGUUGCACCAGCAUCCUCCUCCACCUUCAGCUACUUCUCCAGUCCGGCCACGACCUCCGACCCGUUUGCAUCCAUCGGCCAGUCGCCAUGCCCCCCAUCCGCCAUGUCCGCAGCAGCCGGACCCGUUUCUGUUCCCCACAGCAUCAGCAUGGCUCCAACUCCGCCGCCACCGUCUGCAGGCUCACAGAUCAACUCGCCGCCUCAGGUGUUCGGCGGCGCCGUUUACCAAAGCCCAGUGGGGCGCCACACUCCUCCCCCGAGCGCCAUGACGCCGACGCCGCCCCUGAUGCAGCCGCAGGCUCACAACCCGUACCGCCACACGCCCAGCAGCAGCCGAGCCAGCCCCUACAUUCCAGCGCCGGAGAUCCUGCCGCCAACACACACGCCGCCGCAGAUCCCCUACUCUAUCAGCGCGCCGCCGCAGAUGUUUCCCCCCCCAGGGCCGACGUUUACAACACCUCCUCCCUCACAUGUUCAGGCGGCUCCACCUCCUCCGCCCACUGCCACCACCGGCGCCGUCGUUCCUGCAGGUCCGAUGAUGCCGUACAACUACAACGUCUACGAACCGGUCCAGCCGCACUGGUUCUACUGCAAACAAGUCGAGUCGAAGAGCGUCUGGUUUCCUUUGAGCAUCAUCGACUCGCUGCAGCUCGAGGAGACGUUCAACUCAGUCCAACCGGACCCAGAGAACGUGAUCGUCCGGACGGACGGCGGGCGCUACGACGUGCAGCUUUACGACCGCAUGCGCAGCGCCGUGUACUGGGAGGAGGAGCCCACAGAGGUCCGGCGCUGCUCCUGGUUCUACAAAGGCGACAAGGACAGCCGCUUCGUCCCGUACUCUGAGGAGUUCAGCGAGAAACUGGAGGCGGAAUAUAAAAAGGCCGUAUCAACAAACCAGUGGCAUCGCAGGCUGGAGUUCCCAUCCGGAGAAACGAUCGUCAUGCACAACCCAAAGGUCAUAGUUCAGUUCCAGCCUUCGUCCAACCCAGACGAGUGGGGCACCACUCAGGACGGGCAGACCAGGCCGAGGGUGGUGAAGAGAGGCGUUGAUGACGACCACGACGAGGUGCCUGAUGGCGAGCUUCCCACGGUGGAUCAUCUGGUGUUCAUGGUCCACGGCAUCGGCCCGGUUUGCGACCUGAGGUUCAGGAGCAUGAUCGAGUGCGUGGACGACUUCCGGAGCGUUUCGCUGAAGCUGCUGCACAGCCACUUCAAGAAGUCGCUGGACGAACACGCCAUCAGCCGGGUGGAGUUCCUUCCUGUGCAGUGGCACACGGCUCUCCACGGAGACGCCACCGGCGUGGACAGGAGGAUUAAAAAGAUCACCCUGCCCAGCACCGGACGGUUGCGCCACUUCACCAACGAGACGCUGCUGGAUGUGCUUUUCUACAACAGUCCGACUUACUGCCAGACCAUCAUGGACACCGUGGCUCAGGAGAUCAACCGUCUCUACGCCUUGUUCAUGAAGAGGAACCCCGACUACAGAGGGGGAAUAUCGGUGGCCGGACACAGCCUGGGAUCCCUGAUUCUCUUCGAUCUGCUUUCCAACCAGAAGACCGUCUCUGCUGCGCCGCUGCUGCCGGCCGCGCCCGCCGCUAACGGAGAGGCGUCGGCUCCCGCUGCGGAGGAGCCGAGCAGAGAGGAAGAGGAGGAUGAGGAAGAGUUUGAGGAUCUGGCUGCUGUGCUGAAACAUCUGGGCCUCUCUGAGUACAAGAGCACCUUGGACCAGGAGAAGAUGGACAUCGAGUCUUUACUCAUGUGUACGAUGGAGGACCUGAAGGACAUGGGGAUCCCGCUGGGCCCGCGCAAGAAAAUCACCAAGUUUGUGAAAGAACGAGUCAGCAGACAGGCGGGACGCCAGCAGAGGAAAGCAGAAGCGAAGGAGGAGAGUCCGGUUGCGGUUCCCCAGCCUGCCGGUAGCACCACCACCAGGCCACCAGUGGGCAGCACCGUGUCUUCAGUCCACGUGAACUACAACUACUUUGAAGUUGGAACUGGACAGGUGUCGGUGAUCUACCACAACCUGGACUUUGAGCCGGUGAACUUCUUCGCCCUGGGUUCUCCGAUCGGGAUGUUCCUGACGGUCCGCGGCCUGGAGAAGAUCGACGAGGCGUACCAGCUGCCCACCUGCAAGGGAUUCUUCAACAUCUACCACCCGUUGGACCCGGUGGCGUACCGAAUCGAGCCGAUGAUCGUUCCAGAUUUGGACCUGAAGCCCGUUUUAAUCCCACAUUACAAAGGAAGGAAGAGGCUUCACCUCGAGCUGAAGGAGAGUCUGUCCCGGAUGGGCUCGGACCUGAAGCACGGCUUCAUGAGCUCGCUGCGCAGCGCCUGGCAGACGCUCAACGAGUUCGCCCGCGCCCACACCUCCUCCGCCCUGCAGGCCGAGCUCGCCAUCGUGGCCAAUCAGAUCGAGGAGGAGGAGGAGCAGCACGUUCAGGACGAGCAUAAAGUGGCUGAGAGCGCAGAGCUGCAGAGGGACGACGAGCCGCAGGUGAAGGUCGGGAUGCUGAACGGAGGGAAUCGGAUCGACUUCGUCCUGCAGGAGAAACCCAUCGAGAGCUUCAACGAGUAUCUGUUCGCCCUGCAGAGCCACCUCUGCUACUGGCAGUCUGAAGACACGGCGCUGCUUCUCCUGAAGGAAAUCUACAAAACCGGCGGCAUCCACCCGGAGCCGCUCGCUCAUUAAUACUCCGAUUACUCAAUUCUGUUUUUCUAUUUUUAUUGAAGUAGCUUAUUGUACACAGAUGAGUAAUACGUUGGUAUUAUGCCAUUUGUCUUAAAUUAAGAAGCAAACGAAUGAGUUGGUAGAAGCAGAGACACUUGAUAAGGUUGAUAUUACAUUUUUAUAGCAAAUGUACAAGUGGCGGAACAGGAACAACCAAUACAGUCGGAUGUAAGUUAUUCAUGGACAAAUCGUCACAAUAAAUCCAUUUCUUGCUCA